AGUAAAUCAAAUAAACUCCUUCUACUUCUUCCUUAUGCCAAUUGAGGUUGAUCUCAUUCCAUGAGAGCACCUAAAACCAAGUAAAUCCAUCAAAACCUACCGGAGAGAGAAAGCCAUGGAAAUGUCUAAGGCUCAAAUCCUCCGAGCGUUAUUCAUUUCCACUUUUCUUCACCUCCUCAUCGCCUCCUCGAAAGCUACCCCAAACAAUGCAAAUCCAAAACAACAACAGCAACAACAACAAAAGUUGUCAUCAGAAGCACAGGAAUACCUUGCUGCCCACAACGAUUUUCGACGGAAAAAGGGAGUGGGGCCGCUGCAAUGGGACGAAAACCUAGCCAAGUACUCUGCACGUUGGGCGGCGCUACACGUAAACGAUUGCAAUCCCAGAAACCAUUCGUUUGGUCAAUACGGAGAGAACACCCUGUGGCUAAAAUACGAUGAGUACUCGCCGGAGAGGGUGACCCAAGUGUGGAUCAAUGAGGAGAAGAACUUUGAUCAUCAAAAAUGUUCUUGCAAAUGCCAACCUGAAACCAAUAAAUGCAUGUGUGGCCAUUAUACCCAAGUUGUUUGGGCCGAUACACAAAAAGUGGGUUGUGCUAGUGCCACUUGUAAUCAUGAAUUGGGCAUACUUUUUAUUUGUUCCUAUGAUCCAACUGGAAAUUAUCCCAAUGUCAACCCUUUAAAGAAAACCAAACCUUCACCUUCCAUAUGGUCGCCGCCGCCGCCGCCGCCACCACCACCAUCACCAUCACAACCACAGUCAUUGUCGCCACCACUGCCACGGUCGCCGCCGCCGCCACCACCUCCUCGUUCCACUACUCCACCUCAAAAGCAAGGGAAUUUGAAUCAACGUCAAAAUAAGCCUCCAUCACCACCGCCACGAAAACCAUCACCAUCACCGUCAGCACCAACACCACCUCAGCCUGGGGCUUCGACUCAGGCUCAAAUGGGAAAGAAUUAUUAUAGGAAACGACAACGUCAAACCUUUCGAAAAAGGAUAGUAAAAACACCACCACCACCAACAACAACAACACCUUCAGCGCCGACACUGAGUGGGAAGAGAAGGAACCAUAGGCUACCGGGUGCAAUGAGAAACCAUGCCAAGCGACACAAUAGGGGAUACCUUAGACAACUAUGAUAACUGAUAAGGGGUUUGCCACAUUGUCAAGGAAGCUGGAGGAUUUGAUGAUGGAAUCAGACACAACUCUUUUAUAUAAUGUGUAGGGCUUAUCAAAUGUGUAAUCUUGUGAAAAAGUUGUAUCUCGUUCUAUGAAUGAGGUGUUUUAUUAUUUUUCUUUCUCUCUCUUUUCUUUUUCUUUCUUUUUUUUUUCUUUUUAUACCUAUUUAAUCUGUUAUGAUCACAUUUAGUACAAUUUUUUUUUAAAAAAUACUUUUAAAAUAUCA
This is a messenger RNA of Camellia sinensis, 1404 nucleotides long. Its product is annotated as pathogenesis-related protein PR-1-like. Gene Ontology annotation, molecular function: zinc ion binding. Gene Ontology annotation, cellular component: extracellular region. Lineage: Eukaryota; Viridiplantae; Streptophyta; Magnoliopsida; Ericales; Theaceae. The record is from RefSeq and is a predicted model, not a curated record.